AUGGCACUUUCUCAGUUCUGUCCUCACUUGGUUUCUUUUCGAAUCAGUUGGGGAUGCAGUCGCAGUAAAACAGAUAAUUGGAUUGUCAUGUAUGGGCUUUUCUAUGGCAUCAAUGUUGACUACACGUCUAUUCUUUGGGAAGACUUCCUUACCUUUCUCCCUACCUCAAAGAAUAAGUUCCUGAUUCCUUAUCCUUACUGGUGGUCUAUCAUUAUUCAUGAUGUCAUCAAUAAUAGCAAUCUUACACCAGAGAAGAUUCCAGAAGGCCCACUACCACUGUACUUGCGUAUAUCACCAUAUAGGAUCCGUAUUGCAUCUGAAUCUGAGUUUUCACAACCUGUCAUCAUUCCAGAUGCUAUACUUGCAAAGCCGGAUGAAAACAAUGAGCCCACAUCUCCUCCUAAAUCUGGUACAAGCUCUAAGGCACUCUCUUUUUUAGAUUCCUUGUUUCAGCCUCCAUUUUGUUAUGUCGAACCAUCCUCCCCAGCCCUAGUUUCACCAGCAGGAUUUCAGUCGGUUCUAGAGUGUCCGAGCAAUUUUGUCUCCUUGGAUUAUGACUCACUUGAGGACGAUGAUCAAGACAGUGAAAAGCAUAUCCAACUUGAAGAUCUUUCUAAAAGCUCUCCAGUACAAGAUAAUCAAGACGAGGAUACUCCAAUGCAAAUGGUAGACAUACCUUCUAGUGAAGGACUGAUAGUUGAUGAUGAACCACACGACAUGUCAAUUAACCUAUACUCCACACCAUCUACCAGGACAUUCAACAUUGAUCUUGAUAAUUACUCUCCCUCACCUCAAAAAGAGUCUCAAGAACAUGAUUAUACUCAUGAAGCUAAGUUCUCUUCUUUUCCACCAGAUCCUCAUCAAGACGAUGGUACUCCAGUAGAUACAAAUGAAGCAAAUACAUCUGAACCUGAUCCUAAACGUAUUAGAAUAAAUGCCCAGAUGGUAGCUGAUGGUAUUGAGGAAAUUCGCUUUCACACAUCUUCUCGCUCUAAAUAUCUGGCAAAAUUUCAGUGGUAUCUUGAACGUAUGGCAGACAAUGUGUGUAUCCUUAAUGAGACAACAAAAGCACAGGUAAAAAAACUUAUGCUUGCCAUUGAAGACUUUGAUGGCACAGCUGCAUAUAUCAGGGGACAAGUUAUUCGUAACAUGCAAAGGAUCGAAACUCUAGAUCAGAAAAUUCACAACACUAUUGAAGAUUGUCUAUCUCCGAUGCAUCAGAAAAUAGAUGACUUUAUUCAGUCCUUAUCCAGUCUAGAGUCUGUCUACGAAUCCAAAUUAGAUCAUCUGUUGAAUCAUGUCACUGCUCAAGACCGGUACAUUUCCACUCUUGAGAAUUCCAUUGCAGAAAUAUCUGAAGCUUCCAUAUCAUCCUCCACCUCUCCCUUUCAAACCUUUAGUGAGCAAAAAGACAAUAACUCCUCACGUGAAAUAUCUUCUCCUCAGAAGGCUAUUCAGUUGCUAGUAAAUGAAUUUAAGGCUAUCAAGACACAAUCUUCUUAUUCUGUUAUACAUGAACUUCAGCAAAAAGUUGCCUUGACUGAUUCCAAGCUAGACUUGAUCUUGGCAAAGUUAUCUGGUUCAAAUGAUAGGCCACCUGGACGAGAGGGGGAAAAGUUCAACAUGUCCAGAUCAAGUCAGUCUCCUAUCAUACAUCAAAUUCUAGACUCACCAAAUGAGUUUGAGAAAAGGAGACAAGAGAAAUUAGAGUCACUCGACAAAAUGGCUGCUGACGCAAGAUUAAAAGCUCAACAGAAUAGAGCAAAGAUGGCAGAAACAGAAAAGGAACUCAUUAGAAAACAAGGGAUCAAAAAUCCAACUCUAAAAGUUCCAAGAAGGAAAGAUAUUUACAUCACCAAACCUGUCACCAUAUCAGAACCAUUCGCUCAACAAAAGCUUCCUCAAAUUGAUCCUAAGGAUAGAGGAAAACAGAAGUAUGUCUUCAGAGAUUCUUAUCAGAAGGUCAAGCUCAUCAAGCCCACAAACUUCUUCACACCUCCUUCAGGCCUCACUAAAGAAAAGUGGGAUAUUCCUGCACCCCCGAAUGGUAUGAAGUUCAAUUUAUGGCCUAGUGAAAUUUAUCUAGUUGAGCCUGAUGUAGACAUUGAAGAGCUAGGACAAAAGGAAGCUGAGGAGCCGGAUUUGGAUCUAAAUAUGGAAAAUGAGUCACCUGGGAACAUACUAAAGAACCCACACAGAGGAGUUGUAUUCUCUUCUAAAGGUCGACUGAGAUUUAUGAGAAUCUCUCAAAAACAUCGAUUCUCUUCUGAAUUCAUUCAAGGCAUCAUUGGUUUAUUGAAGAGAACAUGA
Molecule: messenger RNA, 2310 nt
Organism: Lactuca virosa
Lineage: Eukaryota; Viridiplantae; Streptophyta; Magnoliopsida; Asterales; Asteraceae
Source: the annotation of a GenBank genome assembly